GAUUGUUCUUGCAAUUGAACGUUAACCCCGCGACGACAUUCGUUUCUGCAAUUAUUUAUAAAUCGACAACCGUUUUCGAACACUCAUUCAAGAUGCAUCUUAUGUACACUCUCGGCGAGGAUGGCAAGCGGAUCUACACCUUGAAGAAGGUCCUUGAUGGUCGCACCACCAAGUCGGCCCACCCUGCCAGAUUCUCUCCCGAUGACAAGUACUCCAGACACCGUGUUACCCUCAAGAAGAGAUACGGUCUGCUUCUCACCCAGCAGCCUGAGAAGGAGGCUGCUCAGUUGUAAUAAGCGAGACGAUGAGGCAGUAGUCGCUUGAUAUACACACAGUGCUUUUGAAUCAUUUAUUGGCGAAUGGUGUUAUCAAUGGUCUUUGAAUGGAUGAUGAAACCCUUUUUUCUAUCUUUCCAGUUUGUGCGGUGCCCGAUUAUCUCACAGGUGGGAAAAGUGAUAUCAUUUUUGCUACCCAUUUAUUGGUGAUUUAGCUCGGUCCUAAUCUAUCAUCUACUAAUGGAAAGGCACUGGUUCCA
Molecule: messenger RNA, 535 nt
Organism: Aspergillus brunneoviolaceus CBS 621.78
Lineage: Eukaryota; Fungi; Ascomycota; Eurotiomycetes; Eurotiales; Aspergillaceae
Product: H/ACA ribonucleoprotein complex subunit NOP10
Exons: 5
Coding region: 93-293 (66 amino acids)
Biological process (GO): rRNA pseudouridine synthesis; ribosome biogenesis; snRNA pseudouridine synthesis
Cellular component (GO): box H/ACA snoRNP complex; box H/ACA telomerase RNP complex
Molecular function (GO): box H/ACA snoRNA binding; telomerase RNA binding
Source: RefSeq, a predicted model, not a curated record